AUCCAAUCUAAAUUCAUAUAUUUACUACAAUGUCUAACUACGAUCUGCCACAACAAGUCCAAAUUCAGCUGCAAGAUAAAUCACAGGGGCUGACUCAUUUUUCCGCCAACAUAACUUAUGUGUUCGAAGACGAGCCAAUGCCCCUGGGGUCGGACGAUGGCACAUUAACUGUGGUCGUUAAUAUGGCAGGUGACGAAUGCCGACCGGAAAAGGUGCGCUCCUUGACGUCUACAUUUAUGGUGUCGGACUAUGAGUGGAACAUCUCUGAGGAAUCAGAAAAGACAGCCGCUAUUCUUUCGAUUAAAGGUGUUUCGCUGGAAAGCCAGCCCAUUUCGACAAAUCUUCCUGCAAAGGCCGAUACACCGACCAGCCGUCAACAGCUUUUUUCGAAUAUACAGCGCGACGCUCACAAUUUGGCCAAAAGGGUGGCACUGGUUUCUCAGUCACUAGACAACCUCGACAACUUCGAGUUGCAAGACAGCGAAUAGCUCGUAUUUGCGCAUUAUAUUAAGUGGAUCAAUUUGGGCAACUCCAAGCAAUAACAAUGCGGAAUAUAUCUUGCAACUUGACCCAAACUUAAAACAUUUACAAAAAAAUAUAUAAUUCAUUUC
This is a messenger RNA of Kickxella alabastrina, 611 nucleotides long. RefSeq lists its product as uncharacterized. The record is from RefSeq and is a predicted model, not a curated record. The transcript has 3 exons. NCBI's taxonomy places the organism in Eukaryota, Fungi, Kickxellomycota, Kickxellomycetes, Kickxellales, Kickxellaceae. Bases 30 to 488 code for a protein of 152 amino acids.